Molecule: messenger RNA, 2037 nt
Organism: Myxocyprinus asiaticus (Chinese sucker)
Lineage: Eukaryota; Metazoa; Chordata; Actinopteri; Cypriniformes; Catostomidae
Product: 3-hydroxyacyl-CoA dehydrogenase type-2-like
Exons: 6
Coding region: 322-1140 (272 amino acids)
Biological process (GO): androgen metabolic process; fatty acid metabolic process; estrogen metabolic process
Cellular component (GO): mitochondrion
Molecular function (GO): estradiol 17-beta-dehydrogenase [NAD(P)+] activity
Source: RefSeq, a predicted model, not a curated record
GAUGAAAUAUAUUUGAAACAAACUAAAUAUUUUCUUAAAAUCUUUUGUCAAGAGGUAAUUCAGGAGGUUACAUGGGCAACAAAAUGUGCUUUAUUAAAUACAUUUGGCACAUAUUGCGUAUUAAAAUUUUAACAAUGUUUGUGAAUGGUCAAGGUGUCUAAAUAUAACGUACUAGCAAAGGUCUAUGAAACAGUCUCACAAGUGUAAUUACUGGCGCAGGACCUCCUGUAAAGUUGUCAAUCAAAUCAACUAUAGCCAAUCGCCUGAAAGGGCGUUGUGUUCUCUAUUUCUGAUUGGACUGGUGCGUUCUUACGUCGCGAUAUGACGUCGCUACUGGUUCCCAAACUGCUUGUGAAUAUGGCGAACAUCAGAAGCGUCAAGGGUAUGGUAGGUCUGGUGACUGGCGGGGCUUCUGGUUUGGGGAGAGCUACUGUAGAGAGGCUCAUCAGCCAGGGGGCCAGUGCUGUGAUCCUAGACCUGCCCAGUUCUGAUGGACACAAGCUGGCUGCUGCUUUUGGAGACCGCUGUGCAUUCGCUCCUGCUGAUGUCACAUCGGAGUCAGAUGUGAGAUCGGCUGUGGAUUUGGCCAAAGAGAAGUAUGGCAAGCUAGACUUGACUGUGAACUGUGCAGGAAUUGCAGUGGCUGUGAAAACAUACAACUUAAAAAAAGACCUUCCCCACAGCCUGGAAGACUUCACACGUGUUAUUACCGUGAACAUCGCUGGGACAUUUAAUGUGAUCAGACUGGCUGUAGGAGAGAUGGGAAAAAAUGAGCCUGAUGCAGAUGGACACAGAGGCUGUAUCAUCAACACAGCCAGUGUUGCUGCUUUUGAUGGGCAGGUGGGCCAGGCUGCAUACUCUGCCUCUAAGGGUGGGAUUGUGGGCAUGACUCUCCCCAUUGCACGGGACCUUGCACCAAUGGGGAUACGUGUAGUCACCAUUGCCCCUGGUCUGUUCUCCACACCGCUGCUAGCAGGAUUACCUGAGAAAGUGCGAAACUUCCUGGCCCGGCAAGUGCCCUUCCCUUCACGUUUGGGAGAUCCAGCUGAGUUUGCACACCUUGUGAUUGCAAUAGCAGAAAACCCAAUGAUCAACGGCGAGGUGAUUCGCUUGGAUGGAGCCAUCCGCAUGCAACCUUGAAGGAAGAAUUGGGGAAAAAGGGAACAGAGUAGAAAGGCUCCAGUUGUUUCUUUUGGUAACAUUAAAAUACCCCAAACCAGUCCAUGACAAAAGACCUGAUAUGUAUUCAGCAUUUUCAGUAUAACGCAGGAAAAAAUGCCAGGAUACUUUUUUAUCUGAAAGAAGUGCUUUAACUGUGUGCUUUUUUUAAGCCACUGGAAGUUUUUACACUUUGAGGCAUUAAUGUACUGAACCAUAUGUGCCUCUGAGGUACUGUGGUCUUCACUAAUGACUGCACACUUACAAGCAGAUUAUGUCCCCAUAAUAAAUACUGGCUUGAAGACCUAGAUCAGGCCUUUAGACUAGACUUGAUGUAUGUCUGAAAUGUAUUUAUACAAUCAUAAGGAGUGUCAGAGUUCUAGUCAUUUAUUUAUGUUGAAUGUUUCUGUGUCAACUGAAUGUCUUGUCAUUUUGUGUAAAAUAAAGUAUGUACAGUACAACAGGAUGGGUUAUAAAAUAACUAAGUAUUUGCAUUUGUAGACAAGCUCAGGGAUUACUGUAGCAAACAGAAACAUAAAGCUCCAGGCACGAUGGUGAAUGAGAAAUGAUAGAUUUGCCACCAUAUUGUCAAAUAUCAAACAUUCUGUUCCCUUUUUUUCCUUGCUGUAAAAUAAAAAUGUUCUGAGUAAUGGAUGGUCAUAUGGUUGAUUAUGGACAAAUAGCCAUUUAUUUUAAAAAAAAAAUAAACUAAAUUCUAACUGAGCAAUUUUGUUUAAUCUUCAAACUAAAGUCAGUAGGUUGACCAAUAGAUGGCAGAAUUGAGAUUGUUUUGAUGUCUUGACAUUGACUACAGGGACAUAUCACAUAUGGCCUUCUGCUUGGAUAUUAUGCAUUAAAUGAGACUGACUAUGAAAUGAA